Solanum verrucosum is the source of this 1017-nucleotide messenger RNA. RefSeq lists its product as uncharacterized. The coding region runs from base 1 to 1017 and encodes 338 amino acids. The record is from RefSeq and is a predicted model, not a curated record. Lineage: Eukaryota; Viridiplantae; Streptophyta; Magnoliopsida; Solanales; Solanaceae. Gene Ontology annotation, molecular function: protein binding. The transcript is spliced from 2 exons.
AUGUCGAAUUGGAUAUCAUGUUACUACCCUUCAACGAAUUCAUGGAAUACUUAUGUCACAUCGAUUCCAGGUCUUUUGGAGAAUCAUGUCCUCAAGAAUUUCGCGAUGAUGGUUAUUGGUGAGGAAAUUUUUGUAAUUGGAGGACGACAAUGUUACAAGGAUGUAAUUGGUAGUUCGGAAACUAAUAACGUUCACGAAAUUGAUAUAGAAAUUCUUCCUUCGGUCCUUAAGUACAAUGUUGGUAAAGAUUGUUGGACUAAAUGUGCACCUUUAGAAACUCCAAGGUUUAAUUUUGCAUGUAUGACUUCUAAAGAGGGCAAAAUCUAUGUAGCUGGUGGACAAACAACAUUUGAUGGUGCUAAGGGUACCUCUUUGGCUGAGGUUUAUGAUCCUAUCCAAGAUGAAUGGAAACAACUACCUAACAUGAGCACCACGAGGUACAAGUGUGUUGGUGUGUCAUGGCAAGAGAAAUUUUAUGUGGUUGGGGGAUUUGCCAGAAGAGAAAACACUGACACUCAUCAAGGACCCUAUAUUAUGGAAAGAAGUUCUGCUGAGGUGUACGAUCCAGAACGCGACACAUGGGAUUACAUGGCGAGGAUGUGGGACCUAGAUGUGCCACCUAAUCAAAUAGUGAAUAUUGAUGGGAAGCUUUAUAGCUCAGGUGAUUGCUUAAACACAUGGAAGGGACAUAUUGAGUCCUAUGAUGGGAAACACAAUUUAUGGUACAUAGUGGAUGAUUCAAGUUCACCAAUUUCUAUAUUAGAUGACACACAAAAUAAUUGGCCAAAUUUGGAAAGAAUGUUUUGCACUAUGUCUCCUAUAGGAACAAAGUUGUAUUUUUUGGCUGGUUAUAGGAAUAUGUUGGGUGAUAAUUAUAUAUCAAGAACAAGAAGUGAAGUACAUGUUUUUGAAACAACCACAAAUGGGAAUGGAUGGAGAAGUUUAAUUGAACCAUUAGAGGAACAAGGGGGAAAAGAGCUUUGUAGCCAUUCUUGUUUUAUGAAAUUGGAUACUUGA